Molecule: messenger RNA, 2058 nt
Organism: Parathielavia appendiculata
Lineage: Eukaryota; Fungi; Ascomycota; Sordariomycetes; Sordariales; Chaetomiaceae
Product: kinase-like protein
Exons: 1
Coding region: 1-2058 (685 amino acids)
Biological process (GO): protein phosphorylation
Molecular function (GO): protein kinase activity; ATP binding
Source: RefSeq, a predicted model, not a curated record
AUGGAAUGCCUUCGCGACGACUUCCACGAUGGCGUCCUGCUUGGUGGUCGGUAUCAGACCAUCUCCCCCCUCAAUCAUGGCUCCUUCGGCAUGGUUUUCAUGGCCAAGGACACCAAGACGGACGAUACGGUCGCCAUCAAGUGCCUGACUAAGAAGUCGGCCGCUUCUGAUGCUUGCCUUGAGUUUGCCGUUGACGACAAGUCGGAGGAGCAAGUGUUGCACAGCCAACUAGGCUCGCAUCCGAACAUCGUCAACCUCAUCGACUCGUUCGAGACGGAUGCCCACAUCUACCUGGUGCUUGAGUUCUGCCCGCGCGGCGAUCUGUACGAGGCCAUCCGCAUCGGCCAUGGUCCGCUUGAGACAGAGCACGUGAGGCGCUUCAUGUUGGAGCUGGUCGAUGCUGUGGCAUAUAUGCACUCGAAGGGCGUCUACCACCGUGACAUCAAGCCCGAGAACAUCUUCUUGACCCAAUCGGGAUCGAUGAAGCUGGGUGACUUCGGGCUUGCGACAACCGAGAAGUGGACCUUCGAGACGACGGUUGGCAGCGACCGGUACAUGUCGCCCGAGCAGUAUGACUCAGCCGGUGCUGGGUACUCGCCUGCUCAAGCCGACAUCUGGGCAAUCGGUAUCUGUCUGCUCAACAUUCUGUUCUCGAGGAAUCCCUUUACGACCCCGACAGAGGCGGAUCCCCUGUUCCUGGACUUCUCGCGCGACAAGCAGUCGCUGUUUGACGUGUUCCCUUCCAUGUCCCAGGACACGUUCGAGGUCAUCGUGCAGUGCAUGAACCUGGACCCCAGCAAACGCUCCCUGGCCGGAGCCCGCGACGCCUUGCUUCGUGUCGUCAGCUUCACCACUCUUGACGAGGUGUUUGACGACUUCUGCACGAGCGACCGGCGUGUCGUUGCCAGUUCCAACCGCGAGCCCCUCCGCACGCCCUCCAUCCAGAGUCCGCAGGUUGACAACGGCGCCUUCCCGUGGGCUAAGGCCCUGCAGGCGACGCCCCCAAAGCCAAUUCGGCAGCUCAGCGUCAUCCCGGACGACGAGGUGUACGACGAGGACCUGUUCUCCAAAUCGGGCAGGACAACCGACUGGAUGUCGGGGACAGCGCAGACGCCAUCUAUCUCGUCGUACAUGGGCUCGAACCUCGGCCUCUCCAUGCAGUCAUUCGCCUUGCCAAAGAACUUCCGGCCCACUUUGCCGGCAAGGGCUACCGCGAAGGCUGCACCGAUGGCUGGGUCACUUCCCAUCACCAUGUCCAAGGCUCGCAACCAGUCUGCCAUGUCCUUGGUCUUUGGGCGCAAGGAUGCGGUCUCCAAGAGCUGGAGCGAUCUGUGGGACGAGGAGGAAGAGGAGGAAGAGGAGCGGGCUAGGCAACUACAGGCGCUCAAGGAAAUGAACUCGAGAACCUGGAGCCAUGAGAGCACCGCGACCCCAUCCCUAGUCGUGGACAACGACGACACUCCCCGACAGGGCCUGUCGCCGGCGACCAAGACGGCCACCCUCGCCAACGAUGAAAACAAAAUUCCAUCCAUUGAUGCGGCUUUUGCACACACCGUCGACGAGGAUCCUGAGAUGGACGGCUUGUUCCUCUACGAGGCGCCGCCCGCCAAGGAGGAGCCCCAGCUCCCGCAGCAUGUCACGUCGUCACGUCGCAGCGACAUUGACAAGUGGGCAGCGCUUGGCGAGCGGAGACGGGCGCACGUUGACAGCUCACCCCCAAAGGUCCCUGACGUUCCUCUCCGGGCAGGCGGGUCUGCCUUCCCCUCUAGCUCUCCGCUCAAGGGACACGGCGCGUUCGACAUUCACAAGGACGCCCAUCGACCGCUUUCUUCUAUUUCUGGGAACCAUUCGCCUCAACAUCACAAUCUUAACCUCCAUCAUAAUCAUCAGCACCACCAUCAGGGACGGUGGAGCAACACUCGCGACCGGGCCAAGGAAUGUCCUCGGAACAAGGGUCGCGACCGAGAUUGGAAUUGGAACUUUGACUGGCGCAAGGAGAAGCGCCCCGGCUUAGGCUAUCUAGAGUGGGUUGGUAACUGGCAGGAAACCCGCUCCUGA